Molecule: messenger RNA, 3554 nt
Organism: Gavialis gangeticus (Gharial)
Lineage: Eukaryota; Metazoa; Chordata; Crocodylia; Gavialidae
Gene: ORC3
Product: origin recognition complex subunit 3
Exons: 20
Coding region: 80-2224 (714 amino acids)
Biological process (GO): DNA replication; DNA replication initiation
Cellular component (GO): DNA replication preinitiation complex; nuclear pre-replicative complex; nuclear origin of replication recognition complex
Molecular function (GO): DNA replication origin binding
Source: RefSeq, a predicted model, not a curated record
UCCUCGCCCGUACAGCUCGCGGGCUCCGGUUGGGGGCAGCCGUUACUGCGCGCACGUGCGGGGGGAGGGGUGGGCUAACAUGAGCACGUGCUCCGUCUCCAAGGGCUGUUUUGUUUUUAAGCCAAAGUCCAAGAAGAGGAGGAUAGCUUCAGCAGCUGACUAUUUUAAUGACAGUAAAAAUGAUUCAGAAGACAGUGGGCUACGAUUUGCUACGUGCGAAUCAUUAUGGAAGCAGAUCAAAUCUGAAACAGAGCAAAUACAAGAAGAAUUGAAUAAACAGUUAUACGACAACAUAAUACGUUUUCUGAGACGAUCUCACUCUGAAUUCCAAGAGAAGAAGACAGAAUGGACUUGUCGGAUGAAGUCCAGUGAAAUUCCUACUGCAGCUCUUGUCUUGGGUGUAAAUGUUACAGAUCAUGACUUGACAUUUAAACGUCUUUCAGAGGUUCUUCAGGAUAAUGUUACUCCUUACGUAGUUUCAUUGCAAGCCAAGGAAUGUCCAGGAAUAAGGCAUCUGCUGCAGAAGCUGAUGGGACAGCUAAUGGAUUGUUAUGUAGAAGACGACCAGUCUGAAGAGGAGGAAUAUGUUACAGUUUCCAAGAAAAGGAUCCGCUGUUCACUGGAUUCUCUUACCGACUGGUAUGAGUGUGUAACAAAGAAAACAGGUUCUGAAGCUCCAAGCAAAAAAAGAACUUCUUCCAGUCACUGGCAGUCUCCUCCAAUCGUGGUUAUCUUCAAAGACAUGGAAAGUUUCACAACCAAAGUACUCCAAGACUUCAUCGUUAUUAGCAGUCAGCACAUACAUGAAUUACCUCUUGUUCUCAUUUUUGGGAUAGCCACAUCUCCAAUGAUAGUCCACAGGUUACUACCUCAUUCUGUUUCUUCUCUGCUGUGUAUAGAGCUCUUCCAGUGUCUUUCAUGUAAGGAGCACCUGGCAACAGUAAUUGAUAAGCUACUUCUAACAACCAAGUUUCCUUUUAAAUUAAGUGAGAAAGUACUUCAGGUCCUAAUCAACAUAUUUUUGUACCAUGAUUUCUCUGUCCAGAAUUUUAUCAAAGGCUUUCAGUUGUCUAUUGUGGAGCAUUUCUACUCCCAGCCCCUCAGUGUGCUGUGUUGCCGGCUUCCAAAAGCUAAACAAAGAGUAAAUUCUUUUUCACAUGAACAAUGUGAACAUAUUCGGAGCCUACCAUCUUUUAGAAGGUAUGUGGAAAGUCAAGUAUCAGAAAAACAGAUUGCACUGUUGACUGAAGACAACUUUGUAAAGGAAGUAACACAGAUAUUACUGGAGGACUUGCAUAUUUACCAUGAAAAUUAUUUCCCAGUUCUGAAAUGUCUUCACAUUUUCACAUCUUCUCUUCCAAAGUACCCUUUGGGCAAACAGAUCAGAGAGCUGCACUGUGCAUGUUUAGAAAAGAGAGUGUGGGAAACAAAAGAAUAUGAGUCAGCUCUUCAGCUAGUGAGGAUGUUGUGUAAGGCUGACUUAGUGGCCAUGCUUCAAAAAUGUGUGAAGAUUUUUAUGUCUGUUCCUGGAAAAGAGUUUGGCAACACAGUAGAGAAACUGAAGGAGUUCUUGGCCCAAUUUCAAAAUCUGGAAGUACCAGAAGCCAGCAAAGUGCAAGAUGAGCCUAUAUCAUCACAAAAGGAACUCCAGAAAAAGAUAGACCUCUAUCAUCUUCAAAAGACUUUGCUGCAGCUGAAAGACUUAAGAAGGUCUAAGAAAUUAACCAAGUUUGAAAUGCUCCGGUUUGAAGUUGUUGACUUUAUAGACAGUCUUGUAAGAAAUUACCUUGCUCCUGCAGAGAUGCAGACACUGCAUGAGGUAGUGUAUUUCAGCGCAGCAAGCACCCUUUGUGAGCACUUGAAUGCUGCCCCACGCACUGCUCUUCAUACUGCUCUGAACAAUCCCUAUUUUUAUCUGAAGAAUCAAGCUCUGAAAAGUGAUGCGGGAUGCAUUUCUAAUAAAGCUCCUGACAUCUGCAUAGCAUAUAAACUUCAUUUGGAGUGCGGCAGAUUAAUCAAUCUUGUUGACUGGUUAGAGGCAUUUUCAACAGUGGUAACAGCAGUCAAAGGAACAGACUCAGACUCAGUUGCCUCAGAUGAGGUGGAUGAGAUUAUCCACGCUCGUUUUAUUAGAGCUGUUUCUGAACUACAACUCUUAGGAUUCAUAAAGCCCAGCAAGCAGAAAACAGAUCAUGUAGCCAGGCUGACAUGGGGAGGCUGUUAAAUGACCCAGCAAGCUAAGGAAGACACAGCCAUGUAUCUACUCGGCCUGGGAAGUUUGAUUAUUUAAACUCUUCAGUAAAACAUAUGGAAGAAAUACAGCCAUUGGGCCAAACUAACUUUGGAUGUAACUCCACUCAUGUAAAUAGGGUGAAAGGAUAAAUCUGACCCCUUAUGUACUAUGUUCCAGCUGCCUGGAUGAUUUUUUUUUAUACCAAAGUGCUACCUCUUUUUUUUUUUCUAUCCUUUAUUUUUUCAACAGAUGAGGAUUCAGCUUCAGUACAUGGUUUAAUACCCAGCUUGUGCCAAAUGCAAGCACUGAAACUUUGCCAGAUUUAAUCUUCUGUACUAUUCAAUACAUGGGGCCAUAUUGAUCUGACUUAAAGUAGAAGGCCAGCAUGAGAAUGUGUUGACUCGUCUCUUGAUGUGGAAAGCACAGAAGGGAUGAAGGAAUGCUGUUAACUUGCUCAUAAUCUGAUUGGCUUUCAAUUGGCCUCUCUUAUGAAAUGUACUCCCAGUCUGUUUGCUGCAGGGGUUUUUAAAAAAAAAUCUGUGUUCCAAAAAAUGAAAGUAGGUCUCUGUAAUCACAAACUCCUGAACACUUUGCCCAGCACUGGUAUAUGGGGCAGCCCUGGGGAAGCUUAUUUGCAAAUGGAAAAACAACAACAGGUUUCUGCAUUAGAAAGGCAAGCAAAAAUGUUCCUUAAGGGAGUCAAAGGAAUUUGUUAUCAUCAUACUAUUGAAGACAGAUUAAUAGGACCAUUGAAAUUGUGGUCUUUUCUAGGGAAGUUCUGUGGCACUAGCUAACCUGUAGUAUCGGCGAGACACUGUUAUUGGCACAGGACUCUGAGAACAACGUGUACUUUUGAAGAAGAUAACAAAAUACCCGUUAGAAACACAAGUUCAUAACUUUUUUCCCUGAAGAUGUGUUUGUUGUGCAGUGGGACAAGCAAAGGGAAGCAGCUGUGUGGGAUAACACCGUUGUUGAUGGGGCUUUAUAAAGCUGGUAUGACAGAUGUUCAGGCAGUGACAUUUCAAACUGUCUGGGCCCUGUGUACAAGUGAAUAAAACAGUUUCCAUGAUGGGGCUGCCCUAUUAUAGCCUGGUGCAGACAUUAACCCACUGGUUCGGAAUUGUUUGUAAAAUGCCAUUAAUGUGGGGGUGGGUGGAGUGCCUGUGGGAGGCGGAAAUAAAGCUGUUGGCUCCUCCUCUGUUUGUCUGUUUCUCAGAAUUAAAAAUCUGCCAUGCAGGUAUGGUCUCAUACUGGCAAGCUGCUUUGGCUUCUCUCUUUAGGAAGAUACAAAGAGAAUCAAAGAUACAAAUAGAUAAAAUAA